UGGCGCCCCCACGUCACGUAGGCUGAUCAGACAGCGGAAGCGGAAAGGCCUCACUCGCGAGACCUGCUGCCCGGACUCCCGGAAGCUCCACGUCAGUGAGAGGCAGCACCACCGUACAGGGGGAACCGGAGAGAUGCCUCUGCGACUUGACAUAAAGAGGAAGCUGACCGCUCGGUCUGACAGAGUGAAAAGUGUUGAUUUACACCCCACGGAACCAUGGAUGCUGGCGAGUCUUUACAAUGGCAGCGUAUGUGUAUGGAAUCACGACACCCAGACACUGGUGAAAACUUUUGAAGUAUGUGAUCUGCCUGUCAGAGCUGCAAAGUUUGUAGCAAGGAAAAACUGGGUCGUCUCAGGAGCAGAUGAUAUGCAGAUUAGAGUGUUUAACUACAACACCUUGGAGAGGGUUCACAUGUUCGAGGCUCACUCUGAUUAUAUCCGCUGCAUUGCUGUGCAUCCUACUCAACCUUACAUCCUGACCAGCAGUGAUGACAUGCUGAUUAAGCUUUGGGACUGGGAUAAGAAAUGGUCCUGUUCCCAGGUGUUUGAGGGCCACACGCAUUAUGUCAUGCAGAUUGUCAUCAAUCCAAAGGACAACAACCAGUUUGCAAGUGCAUCACUUGACCGUACCAUAAAGGUUUGGCAGCUCGGUUCCUCCUCCCCCAACUUCACACUGGAGGGGCAUGAGAAAGGGGUUAAUUGCAUUGAUUAUUACAGCGGAGGUGACAAACCCUACCUCAUCUCUGGAGCUGAUGACAGACUUGUGAAGAUUUGGGACUACCAGAACAAAACCUGUGUUCAGACUCUGGAAGGCCACGCUCAGAAUGUUUCCUGUGUCAGCUUCCACCCUGAGCUCCCCAUUAUCAUCACCGGCUCAGAAGACGGCACCGUGAGAAUCUGGCAUUCUAGUACAUACCGUCUGGAGAGUACUCUGAAUUAUGGUAUGGAACGGGUCUGGUGCGUGUCUGGCCUCCGAGGCUCCAACAAUGUGGCACUAGGGUAUGAUGAGGGCAGCAUCAUUGUUAAGUUGGGUCGUGAGGAGCCAGCAAUGUCCAUGGAUGCAAAUGGAAAGAUCAUCUGGGCCAAGCACUCCGAGGUGCAGCAGGCCAACCUUAAAGCCAUGGGAGAAACUGAGAUUAAAGACGGAGAGAGGCUCCCUCUAGCUGUGAAGGACAUGGGCAGCUGUGAAAUCUAUCCCCAGACCAUCCAACACAACCCAAAUGGGAGGUUUGUAGUGGUGUGUGGAGAUGGAGAAUACAUCAUCUACACAGCCAUGGCGCUGAGGAACAAGAGCUUUGGAUCUGCACAGGAGUUUGUGUGGGCCCACGAUUCCUCUGAAUACGCAAUCCGUGAAAGCAACAGUGUAGUGAAGAUUUUCAAAAAUUUCAAGGAGAAGAAGAGUUUCAAACCAGACUUCGGUGCAGAAGGUAUCUAUGGGGGUUUUCUGCUUGGUGUCCGGUCUGUUAACGGUUUGGCCUUCUAUGACUGGGAGAACACGGAACUAAUCCGGAGGAUAGAAAUUCAGCCUAAACACAUCUUCUGGUCUGACUCGGGAGAACUGGUCUGCAUCGCUACAGAGGAAUCUUUCUUCAUACUCAAAUACAUGUCUGAGAAAGUAGCUACUGCCCAAGAAACACAUGAAGGAGUCUCUGAGGACGGCAUAGAGGUUGCUUUUGAGGUGCUUGGUGAAAUUCAGGAGAUAGUGAAGACUGGUCUGUGGGUUGGAGAUUGUUUCAUCUACACCAGCACAGUAAACAGACUGAACUAUUAUGUAGGGGGAGAGAUUGUUACCAUUGCACACUUGGACAGGACCAUGUAUUUGUUGGGCUAUAUUCCUAAAGAUAAUCGCCUGUAUCUGGGAGACAAAGAGCUGAAUAUAGUCAGUUAUUCUUUGCUGGUGUCUGUUCUGGAGUAUCAGACAGCUGUUAUGAGAAGAGAUUUCAGCAUGGCGGACAAAGUGCUUCCCACCAUACCCAAAGAACAGCGAACCCGUGUAGCCCACUUUCUGGAGAAACAGGGCUUCAAACAACAGGCACUGGCUGUGUCUACAGAUCCUGAGCAUCGCUUUGAGCUGGCUCUCCAGCAGGGGGAGCUGAAGAUUGCGCAUCAGCUGGCAGUAGAGGCAGAGUCGGAACAGAAAUGGAAGCAGCUGGCUGAGUUGGCCAUCAGCAAAUGCCAGUUUGGGCUUGCUCAAGAAUGUCUGCACAAUGCCCAAGACUAUGGAGGUCUCCUGCUCUUAGCUACGUCUUCGGGAAACUCCACCAUGGUGAACAAGCUGGCCGAAGGGGCUGAGAGAGAUGGGAAGAACAAUGUGGCUUUUCUGAGCUACUUUUUGCUUGGGAAUCUCGACCAAUGCCUGGAAAUUCUGAUUUCUACUGGUCGGCUACCUGAAGCUGCAUUCUUGGCACGAACCUACCUGCCGAGCCAGGUGUCCCGGGUGGUAAAGCUAUGGAAGGAGAGCCUGUCUAAAAUCAAUCAAAAAGCUGCAGAUUCCUUGGCUGAUCCAACAGAGUAUGAGAAUCUCUUCCCUGGCCUAAAGGAAGCCUUUUUGGGAGAGCAAUUUUUAAAGCAGACCAGCAGUGCACUCCGGCCGGCAAGUGAAUAUCGCCAUGUGACUCCAAAUGAAGAGCGAAACGUCCUGGAUGAAGCAAAAUUAUUUGUGGCAUCUAGUGAACCAGCGGCAGUGGAAGAGGAACAAGAGAGAGAAUUAACGCCACCCCCAGCAGUGCCCGCACCAUCAGCCCCCGCUUCUGUCUCAGCCCCAGUGAUACCAUCUACCAGAAGCACAGAAGAUAAGACUUUCCUGGACCUAGAGGAGGAUUUGGACAACAUGGAAUUAGAUGAUAUUGACACAACAGACAUAAACCUGGAUGAUGAACUCUCUGACUAACAUAGAAUAGUCAGAACUGUAUUUAAGUGACCAAACCAGUUUCCGUCAUCUGUUAUCCAUACUGCAGCUGGCGUUCCAUCGUCCCAGAGAUCAGAUAUCCAGGUUCCGGCUAUGUUAGUGGGGAGCAGGGCCUCUCUUGUACAUUUCCUUGUCAGCUGCUCUCCUCUUUUUUCUGUUAUGUCUGAAUUUUAACACUUGACAAUUGUUCAUUAACUAAAUAAAGGUUAUUGUUAACCUC
Messenger RNA from Pseudophryne corroboree (corroboree frog), 3128 nucleotides. RefSeq names its product COPI coat complex subunit beta 2 (gene COPB2). Gene Ontology annotation, biological process: intracellular protein transport; endoplasmic reticulum to Golgi vesicle-mediated transport; intra-Golgi vesicle-mediated transport. Gene Ontology annotation, cellular component: COPI vesicle coat. Gene Ontology annotation, molecular function: structural molecule activity; protein binding. The record is from RefSeq and is a predicted model, not a curated record. The transcript has 22 exons. The coding region runs from base 134 to 2890 and encodes 918 amino acids. Lineage: Eukaryota; Metazoa; Chordata; Amphibia; Anura; Myobatrachidae.